AUUAAUUUACUCCGUAUUACUCCCUCCGUCCCGCUAUAUUUGUCCACUUUUAACUUUUGGAACUGUUCAUCUAAGCACUUUGACUCAUCAAAUUCUCUCAAUGUGUAAGCCUAAAUAUAGUCAUGCGUGAUCUUGUUUGAUUUGUCUUAACAUAUAGAUUAUUAAUAUAUAAUUUCUAUAAUUUUUUAAUAUACAAAUUACAAGAUAAAAUAGAUUAAAGAAGUGUAUUGGAUUGGAUAACUUAACAAACCAAAUUUACAUGAACAAUGAACAAAAGCUACAUACAAGGACUAAAAAUAAAUUUAAUUCCUUAAUAAAUACGUAGUAGAGAGUAAUAAACAAUUUUUAACCAACAUAACAAAAAAUGAAAAUUACCGCGACCCAAACCCCUGGCAUCACCACUCCCUGGCCCACUUGAAUCCCGCAGAACACCAGCCACCACUUUCCCUUCUUAAAUACAUGACCUUCACAUCGUCCCUUUCCCCUCACCACCGCCGAGCACUCUUUCAUUUCUUCUUCUCCACUUUCUUUCUCCAUAGACUUCUUCUCAGACCUCUCUGUAAUAUCAAUUUAAUAAAAGAAAAUGGCCAUCAGAAAAUCGAGCAAGCUGCCGCUGCAAACGGCGGCGAUCAAGCAGAUUCUGAGGAGGUGUUCGAGCAUGGGGAGGAAGACCGCCGGCUACGACGGGGACGAAAUGUCGCCGCCGGUCGACGUCCCGAAGGGCCAUUUCGCGGUUUACGUCGGGGAGAAGAGGGUCCGGCACAUCGUCCCGAUCUCCUUCCUCAGCCGGCCGGAGUUCCAGUGCCUCCUCCGGCGCGCCGAGGAGGAGUUCGGGUUCGAUCACGACAUGGGCAUCACUCUCCCCUGCGAGGAACUCGCCUUCCGCUCCUUAACUUCCAUGCUCAGGUAGAAGCGCUUCCCGGCGGCGGCGGCGGCCUCUGCGGUUCCCUUCUUUUCUUUUCUUUUUUUUUUUUUGAAAACUCAUUUUGGGCUGAUGUAUGUCCUCUAACCCGACCCGACCCAUGGCUUGUUUUUUUUUUUAAAGAAAAAUGGGUUAGAAUGUGUAAUUCAGAAGAGAUGGAGGAGGAGUUGUGGUGUUGGGUUUUUCCCCUGAGCGGCGGUGUGUGUGGGUGUGUUUUGUUCAUAAGCCCUUUGAUGAUUUGGAGAUCAACAAAACUAAUCUUUGAUU
Messenger RNA from Cuscuta campestris, 1189 nucleotides. The record is from the annotation of a GenBank genome assembly. Lineage: Eukaryota; Viridiplantae; Streptophyta; Magnoliopsida; Solanales; Convolvulaceae.